Molecule: messenger RNA, 5259 nt
Organism: Acyrthosiphon pisum (pea aphid)
Lineage: Eukaryota; Metazoa; Arthropoda; Insecta; Hemiptera; Aphididae
Exons: 1
Coding region: 1-5259 (1752 amino acids)
Biological process (GO): DNA integration
Molecular function (GO): nucleic acid binding
Source: RefSeq, a predicted model, not a curated record
AUGCCAUCUAAUGGAAAAAAUUCGGACGAGAAUUUGAAGGAAGCAAUAAGGAGACGGGGAGUGAUUAAAGGGAAGUUAACUCGAUUUGGUACAUUUUUUAAUGGAUUCUUAAAAAAUGACAAAAGAAAUUUCACCGAGUUGAAGCUUCGAUGCGAUAAAUUGAACGCAUUAUAUGAUGAAUUUGAUGCAGUUCAAACGGAAAUUGAAGAGUUCGACGAUUCCGCGGAUCAGCAAAGUGAACGUACCAUGUUUGAAAAUGACUUCUUUGCUGUCCAAGCUGCCGCUUCGGAGGAAGGUGAAAAUCAUCGGCUAUCAAACAUACCGACACCAACUCAACCAUAUCAACAAAAUGAUAGUCAAUUGUUUCAACUGCCCCGUAUAAGCCUACCAGAGUUUUCCGGUGGAUAUGAAAAUUGGCAAUCGUUUCGAGACAACUUUACUGUGAUGGUCGAUAAGAAAAACAUUGCCGCGGUACAAAAGCUUCAAUAUCUGCGUUUAGCUCUUUCGGGGUCUGCUGCACAAUUGAUUAAUAGUUUAGAGAUCACCGACGUAAAUUACCAAGUAGCUUGGGAGUUACUUACCAAACGUUUUGAAAAUAAACGUCUAAUUGUACAGUCACAUCUAUCCAAACUGUUCGCGGUUCAACGACUUGAAAAGGAAUCCGCAAUAGAAUUACGUUGUUUUUAUGAUACAUUCACAAGACACUUAGGUGCAUUAAAGGCAGUUGGAGAAAAGGUUGAUGGUUGGAGCACACCUUUAGUAUUUCUUGCUGCCUCAAAAUUAGAUGCUAAAUCGUUGAUGGAAUGGGAAGUGUCCAGAACGGACACCAGCGUGCCCACUUGGAUGGAAUUUGAUAAAUUUCUUUCUCAUCGGUGUCACACACUUGAGGCUGUUGAAGUGUCAAAAGGUCAAUCUAAGGUGCCAAAUAAUCACUUAGCAGUUCAAGGGUCACGAAGGUCGUUUACAACAUUUCAGGAUAACUCAAUGACGAUCGAAGACACAACCACAAAAUGUCAUAUAUGCAAAAUUCCACAUGCUUUGUAUCAGUGUUCACGGUUUUUAGAAAUGAGAACUCCGGAUAAGGUGAAAACCGCUCGAGCAGCAAAUGUUUGUUUAAACUGUUUACGGAGUGGUCAUAGAGCAUCCACAUGUCGUAGUUCUGGUUGUCAAAGGUGUAAUAAGCGACACAACAGUAAAUUGCAUUUAGAAGAAGAUGAACGAGAAGAAGCAUUUUCCAACAACAUAAUACUAGUACAAGAAACAAGCAAUGAUAUACUGAGCAGUCCUGAAGUACAAGAACCUGCAGUCGUUUGUAAUGCACAGAUAAAUACUAAUGGUAAUAUAAAAGGAAAAGAAGUAGCCAUGUUGUCGACAGCAAUAGUCAUCAUGAACGAUGCUCGGAAUGAGAAAGUAACUGCUCGAGUCCUCCUCGAUUCGGGAUCACAGGUAAAUUUGAUGACUAUGAAAUUAGCUACGAAACUUGGUUAUCCUAUAAAAUCGGCAAAUAUUACCAUUCGUGGUGUCUCCGGGAACUCAUGUACACCAAUUGGUGAAAUUACGGCUAGCAUAAAAUCCCGAUUAAACGCGUUCGAAGCCAGGCUUCAGUUUUUUAUAAUGCAGAACGUGGCAGGUACACUACCUACAGUAUAUCCCGAAGAAAACAUAAUGAAGGUGAUUAGCAGCAAAGAAUACGCAGAUCCGGAUGUAUGUUCAACGCGGAAAAUCGAUAUGAUUGUGGGAACUCAAGUGUUCUUUCGACUUCUGUGUAUUGGACAAAUUAGACCCGCAGGCACUGAUGCCAUUUGGCAAAAAACAGUUUUUGGUUGGAUUUUGUCAGGACAUAUAACUUCUACAAACCCAAUUCACUGUUUGUCGGCAACCGCAAGCACACUUGAUCCCAUCCAAAAGCAAAUUCAAAAAUUCUGGGAGUUAGAAGAGGUUGUACGGUCGUCGCCAGUUCAAGGGUUUUCAACGGAAGAAAAAAGAUGUGAAGAACAUUUUCUAAACACUUAUCGGAGAGAGGAGAAUGGUAGAUUCACAUUAGAACUACCGUUCAAAGAAAAUGUAAAGCAGCUGGGAGAGUCUCGAGUGAUGGCUGAAAAACGGUUUUAUACGAUGGAACAAAAGCUUGAAGGAAAUCGAGAAUUGAAAGAAGAAUAUGUAAAGUUUAUGCGUGAAUACAUCGAGUUAGGACACAUGACAUCAAAUCUGGAAGAAAAUGAAAAUCGAAAAGAACAAUAUCAGUUGUUUCUGCCUCAUCACGCGGUAAUUAGACAGGAAAGCCUUACGACUAAAGUACGAGUCGUGUUUGACGCAUCGUCCAAGACAUCGACGUCCGUGUCACUGAAUGAUACCCUCAUGGUGGGCCCUACAAUUCAGGACGAUUUAAGAGCUAUUCUACUUAGAUUUCGUAUUCAUGCAGUCGUCAUGACAGCGGAUAUUGAGAAAAUGUAUAGACAAAUUGCUAUAAGUCCCAAAUGUCAAUCGUAUCAACAAAUUCUGUGGAGGGAAAACCGAAAUGAGCCUCUUUUGAGUUAUAAGCUUAAGACAGUCACCUACGGAACAUCGGCGGCGCCUUUUAUGGCUAUCCGGACUCUGCUGCAAUUAGCUGAAUGUGAGAAAAAGAAUCAUGAAGAAGCGUCUCGCAUUGCGAAACGAGAUUUUUACGUCGACGACUUGUUGACAGGAGCAGCAAGUGUAGAAGAAGCUAUAAAACUCCAAGACGAUAUGUUGAAGAUGUGCAAAAAAGGUGGUUUUCUACUUCGAAAGUGGUGUUCGAAUCGUGACAAAUUAUUAGAACCUAUUCCAAAUGCGAUGCAAUCAACCAAUCAUAAUUUCAACCCCAAAGAUGAUGUAACGACAAAAACCCUCGGAGUCUGUUGGAAGCCGAUUGAAGACCAAUUCCAUUUCAAGGUUCAAGUAGCGAAACCACUAUCAUCAUGUACAAAACGCAAAGUAGUAUCAGAAAUGUCUAGGCUGUUUGAUCCAUUAGGACUGGUGAACCCUGUAAUUGUGAAGGCAAAAAUAUUUGUCCAACAACUGUGGAAGCUAAAAUUAGCAUGGGACGAGUCACUGCCGAUUGAACAUCACACAGCUUGGGAAAAUUAUCGGAAGGAGCUUAAAGACAUAACACAAAUUAACAUUCCUCGGAGAGUUACAGUCAGCGACAGCAUUCAGAAUGAGCUUCAUAUAUUUUGUGACGCAUCCCAAGUUGCCUACGGAGCAUGUGCAUAUUUGCGAAGUGUGACAAAGGAGCAGGCAGUGACUGUGCAGUUGCUCAUAGCAAAGUCUAGAGUUUGCCCGGUGAAGGCAACAACUAUUCCACGUCUAGAGCUGUGUGCAGCAUUAUUGGCUGCUAAGUUGAUGACUAUCAUAUGUCAAGCAUUGAAGGAAGUUAUUUCUCUGGACAACGUAACAUUUUGGUCAGACUCGUCAAUAGUUAUUAGUUGGAUUCAAAGUGAUGAGCCAGGAAAUAGCUGGAACACAUUCGUUGCGAAUCGCAUUGAAGAAAUAAGAGAAUUAACCACUAACUAUUCAUGGAAACAUGUAAAAGGAUGUGACAACCCUGCAGAUCACAUAUCACGAGGACUAAGUGUCAAGGAAUUAAUUAAUUGUAGUCAGUGGUGGUCAGGGCCGCACUGGCUAGCAUUACUAGAGUCGGAAUGGCCAACCAUAACCAUCCGAGAAGAAGUAACUGAACUUACAGAACGACGCAAGGCGGUUACUGUCCUACAAGUUAGUAUGAACAAAACAAUUGAUUUUAUAGAUAUCCUUGGGAGGUUUUCAAAGUUAGAACGACUGUACCGAAGCACGGCAUAUUUGUUCCGCGGAGUAACAGUUAAGAACAAGCGAGUAAGUGGAGAAAUAACAGCCGAAGAAAUCGAGAAGAGUUCAAAAUUCUGGAUAAAUAUAAUUCAAAAUUCAUCGUUUAAGGCGGAAAUCUCUGAGUUACGUGCCAGACAAUCACUUUGCACGCACAAUAGCAACUUAAAUUCAUUAAGUCCUUUUGUAGAUACUCACGGAAUACUCAGAGUGGGUGGCCGAUUGCAAAACGCUAAUGAGCCAUAUGACGUACGACAUCCAAUACUUCUACCGGCUGACUCACAGCUAUCUGAGCUCAUCGUGGAACGUGAGCAUCGUAGGCUAAUUCACGCGGGUCCACAACACCUCAUUGCCAGCCUUAGAAGGCGUUACUGGAUAAUUGGGAUACGACGUAUAGUUCAAAAGAUCAUUUUUAAUUGUAAUCCAUGUUAUCGCUGGAAGGUUCAAGGUAGUCAACAAAUCAUGGGGUCACUGCCAACUGAACGUGUCAUUCCGUCAUCAGCCUUUCAUAUAUGCGGCGUGGAUUAUGCUGGCCCGUUCAACAUGCGAUACGGUCCUCCACGUUCCAAACAAGUGUUCAAGUCUUACAUUGCAAUUUUCGUCUGUUUUUCGACUAAAGCAAUUCAUAUGGAAUGGGUUGACGAUCUUACUUCCGAUGCGUUUUUAGCUACAUUAAAGUGUUUCAUAGCAAGAAGGGGUAGUCCAUUAAAAAUCUAUUCAGACAACGGGCGGAACUUUGUAGGAGCUGCUGCACAGCUAAAAAAAUUCCUGGCAUCAACGGAUUUAAAAAAACACCUAAGCUAUUAUGCAGCUCAUUCAGGGAUAAGUUGGUCAUUUAUUCCACCUCAUGCUCCACAUAUGGGUGGUUUAUGGGAAGCGGGAGUGAAGUCAAUGAAAUUCCAUUUGCGCAGGAGUUUGGGAGAAACAACACUCAGUCAAAGAGAAGCCACAACAUUACUAGCGCAAAUUGAAGCUGUCUUGAAUUCACGGCCGUUGAUAGCAGCUUCAACUGACCCCAAUGACCUAGAAGCUUUGACCCCAGGACAUUUUCUUAUCGGAAGACCAUUAACAGCCAUUCCAGAGCCCUGUUAUUCGUCAAUCAAAACCUAUAAAGUAAGAUGGCAUAAGAUACAGCAGAUCGUACAACAGUUCUGGCAACGGUGGCGAACAGAAUAUUUGCAAUCCUUACAAGUACGUAAUAAAUGGCAAAAGCCUAAACAAAAUUUACAAAUUGGAGACCUCGUACUUAUCCGAGAGGAUUUCGAAACUCCACUUGCUUGGCGAAGAGGAAGAGUUGUAGACGUUCAUAAAGGAAGCGAUGGAUUCAUUAGAGUAGCAACGAUUAAAACUCAUACUGGUGAAGUCAAACGGCCAGUGCAUAAACUUUGUUUACUGCCUAACCAAGAAUCGAGAUCAUUAAACCCAUCAAGGGCUUAA